AGCAGCCAGUCGUGUUUUUCCCCUCGCUGAGCUCACUCUCUCUCAUCCUCUGCUCCGGCUCUCAAACGCUCUGUUGCUCAGCGAACAGACCAGACCUCUCCUCUCCACUUCUUCUUCUCUUCUCCUACCCGUUAAGUCUGCUCUAUCCUCUUCUUUUAUCUGUUUCUUCCUCACAUUUCUUCUUCAUCCCUGUCUGCCCCCCUGCCCACUACCACCACCACCCAGGUGCCAGGGACAUUAGUGGGGGUCCCGGCGUGUCUUUUUGACUGUGUGUGUGUGUGUGUGUGCGUGUGUGUGUGUGUGUGUGUGUGUUUAUGUGAGAGUUUGCCGGUAGUGUUUUCAGCAUGGAAGCGGUGGCAUUGUACACGUUUCGUGCCACAGAGGGUGAUGAGCUCAGUUUCAACAAGGGAGACUUGCUUAAGAUCACCAACAUGGAGGAUGAUCCUAACUGGUACACGGCCGAACUCCACAACCGGAAAGGGUUCGUGCCGAAAAACUACAUCAACCUGCGUCCACACGCCUGGUUCGCCGGUCGCAUAUCUCGCGGCGUGGCAGAAAGUCGACUCAGACACAGAGAGUGCGGCGCCUUCCUGGUCAGAGAGAGCGAGAGUGCUCCUGGGGAGUUUUCCAUGUCUGUCAGUUAUGGAGAUCAUGUUCAGCAUUUCAAGGUACUGCAGGAUCGCUGUAGUCAGUACUACGUGUGGGACGAGGCGUUCUCCUCUCUGAACGAGCUGGUGGACUUCUACCAUAGCAACAGCAUCGCCAAGGAGAGGACGGUCUUUCUGAGAGACCCCGAGCACUUCGCCAGGCGUUCCCAUCACGCCCAAGCUGUCUUCGACUUCACCCCGCACCACCCGUCCCAGCUACGCUUCCUGCGUGGUGAUGUCAUUGAACUCAUUGACUGCUCUGAUUCGGUGCGCUGGAGGGGCCGUUGCCAUGGACGCGUGGGCUACUUCCCUCCAGAGUACGUCCAGCCCAUUUAUCACUGCCAGUGACCUGACUUCGUGUCAAACAAGCGCACGGCCAUUCCUUCGGGUUCACCGACGAGCCAUCCUGAAAGACACUCACGCUGCUCCCCCGCUCUGCACUCGCCCGUCAACUUCCUGGAGCAAACGACGGAGCUACCACCGAACGACCCGUUCCCUAAACUGACUCCUCCUCCCCCCUGUGAUGUCGCCCUUCAAAUAAGCCUUUGCUACAGGCUCAUCUGAUCAUCUGAUCCCGAAGACUUCACUUUCUCCUCCGAUCCAGACAUGGACCUAUACACUGUGGAGAACUCUCACAUAUAUUCAAAGUCAUACAUAUUCCCAGUUAUAAUCAUUUAUUACAGCUUACCAGCUCUAGUGCGGCCUAAAUAAAAGUAACACACAUAAACACUAAACUGAGGGGAAAAGUGUGUGGCCCGUGAAAACGUCUGAAGGAAGAGCAGGCUUGCUCUCUGGCUCAUUUACUCCAGUAUUUUGCCAUCCUUUUCACCGGGAGCUGGGCAGAAAGACACAGAAAGUCAUUGUGAGUGUGAACACUUAGAGGAUACUGACACAGCAGAUUCCUCUCUCACUGAGCUGGAGUGUGUGUGUGUGUGUGUGUGUGUGUGUGUGUGUGUGUGUGUGUGUGUGUGUGUGUGUGUGUGUGUGUGUGUGUGUGUGUGUGUGUGUGAGUGUGGGUCUGCACAGAUGUAAAGCUGCAGUCUUUACAUACAUAUAUGCAUGUUGCGUGAAGAUGAGAGGGAGUGAGAACGAGUGGCUGUACGAGUUAGUGUUGAUUGUAUCUGUGUGCGCGUAUAUAUAUAUAUGUGUGUGUGUGUGUGUGUGCAUGUGUGUGUGUGAGUGUGCUCAGUGGACCAGUGAAAGGAGUUACUGUGUUACAGUGUGACAGUAAGACGAACACUGCCCAGACAUCGCUUUGUUAAUACAAAAAAAGAAAAACGCGCUGCUUAAAAUGUAACAUGCUCAACUCAAUUUACUGAUCAUUUGUUUGUUCUUGAGUAUUUAUUCUUAUCCAUGUGUGAUCUUAAAGUACAUAUACUGCAAGUGAAUUUAAACAUCGUAUUAAAGUUUUGCUUCUGUUGAAACUGUUGCAGUUGCUUAAGAGGAACAAAUCUAAUGUGACUGACGGCAAGAACUUGGAUCGGUCUUCCUUAUCCUGUAACGAAAUCAUUGAAAUAAAGUGAUACAUUUACAUCUUUGAGCCCUGAA
Molecule: messenger RNA, 2195 nt
Organism: Oreochromis aureus
Lineage: Eukaryota; Metazoa; Chordata; Actinopteri; Cichliformes; Cichlidae
Gene: grapa
Product: GRB2 related adaptor protein a
Exons: 5
Coding region: 345-995 (216 amino acids)
Molecular function (GO): protein binding
Source: RefSeq, a predicted model, not a curated record